Molecule: messenger RNA, 903 nt
Organism: Glarea lozoyensis ATCC 20868
Lineage: Eukaryota; Fungi; Ascomycota; Leotiomycetes; Helotiales; Helotiaceae
Exons: 2
Coding region: 1-903 (300 amino acids)
Source: RefSeq, a predicted model, not a curated record
AUGUCGGACAUAUCUGAUCAUUCUGAUAUGAUGGACUUCGAGGAGGACGAUGACAGACAGAUCGCUCCGACACGUCGAGGUUUGCCUGCCGACACUGGUAGCCCUGAGGACUGGGAGGAUGAUAGUGUCAUGUUUGGAGAGGUCUUGAACACGAUUAAGAAGCAACCUGUUGUAGAAUCUCCCAAUGCCAACUACCGCCAAUACGUCCCUCACCUUCCCCACGAUGAGGACUACCACAAGAAGGUCGGCACUCCAGCAGAUUGGUUCGGAACCAUCGCUCCAGGCUCAGUUCAACGAAUCGAUGAAACCAAGGUCAUGGUCUGGAUGCCAGUUGAGAAGAUCAAGGAAACCCUUCGCGCUGCCGCCAUCGAGAAGGAGCUGAAGAAGAGAAAGGAUGCCGAACACCCAUUCCUUGGUUUGCCCAUGCUGUUCAACAUCACCGGACGAGACCCAGUCGAUGACCCAGAAUACCAACACUCCGACCCAUACUACGAAGACCCGAACGGACCACUAGGCCAUCACAAAGAUCCAUACCGGAAGGACUUGGUUCCAGUCAAAAAACCUGAGGUGCCAGACUCCACCACCCCAGGACAAGCAAAGACAAAGGCUGCAAAGAGUAAGGCUCCAGCUUCUGCACUAGGAAAUGGCGAUCACUUCGUCAACUCACCUCACGGAAACUCCCCUCCAAACCCGGCCAAGAGAAAGGUUAGUACCUACUCGAAGUACAACCCGAACAAGAAGAGAGCCUACACCUGGAAGAAUGGAAGUGCCCCGAAGAGACGCCUCGGCCAUGUCAAGUAUCCUCCUGGCCACGAGUUCUACGAGAAGCCGAAGAAGGGCGAGUACCAUGUUGUUCUUGAGGGUGAGGAUGAAGCUGGUGAUGUGACUACGGCUGCGGAAUAA